AUGGAAAACGCAGCGGACGCCUUCAACAAGCUCUUCACCAAGAAGCCAACAGUACAGGAGACCAAGGGCGACACAUCCACAACAAGCCCAACCCCAAAGGUCGGCGAGGAUGUCGACGAGACGGUCGACGCUGAGGUUGCCCCAGCAGUAGAACACACACACGUCAAGAAGGAGCACGAGACCCGGGAACAAACACAUGUUGAGAAGGAGGUACACAAGGAUCAUUACCACACCACCGUCCAACCUCUCAAGGACACCGAGGUCCUACCAGAGAAGCAUGACUACUCUCAAGAGACAAAGAAGAAGGUCGUGAACAACGACGACAACGCUGCGAAGAAGAAGGCCGAGGCCGACCGCGCGGGAUUCCAGAGCACCAAGGAUGAGAAGCAAUUCGAGUCGAGAGUCAAGGAGCCAACAGAGGUUGAGGAGCACGUGCACCACCACCUCCACGAGACAAUCCAGCCAGUCAUUGAGAAGGAGGUCAUUGCUCCAUCUGUUUCUCACAAGAGAACUGAUGUGAAGGAGGAGAUCCACGAGAAGUCUGAGAACCACGGUGUUACGACAAACUCUGCCAUCUCUAUCGAGGAGUUCAAGGGGAAGCUGGAAGGUGAGACUUUACCGGCGACGAAGGUUGCUGCUAAGGAUGUUUAA
Glarea lozoyensis ATCC 20868 is the source of this 651-nucleotide messenger RNA. RefSeq lists its product as uncharacterized. The transcript has 2 exons. Lineage: Eukaryota; Fungi; Ascomycota; Leotiomycetes; Helotiales; Helotiaceae. The coding region runs from base 1 to 651 and encodes 216 amino acids. The record is from RefSeq and is a predicted model, not a curated record.